Lolium rigidum is the source of this 2253-nucleotide messenger RNA. Its product is annotated as ankyrin repeat domain-containing protein 13C-A-like. Gene Ontology annotation, cellular component: cytoplasm. Lineage: Eukaryota; Viridiplantae; Streptophyta; Magnoliopsida; Poales; Poaceae. The coding region runs from base 4 to 1884 and encodes 626 amino acids. The transcript is spliced from 2 exons. The record is from RefSeq and is a predicted model, not a curated record. Gene Ontology annotation, molecular function: protein binding.
GCCAUGGACGACCUAUCCCGGUACGCGCACAGCCCGGCCCACCUCGCGGUCGCGCGGCGGGACCACGCAUCCCUCCGCAACCUCGUAUCCGCCCUCCCGCGCCUCCCACGCGCGGGCGAGGUGACCACCGAGGCCCAAUCCAUCGCGGCCGAGUCCCUCGCGGACGCCGUCUCGGCCGCCAUCGACCGGCGCGACGUCCCCCGCCGCGAGACGCCCCUCCACCUGGCGGUCCGCCUGCGCGACCCCGUCGCCGCCGACAUCCUCAUGACGGCGGGCGCCGACUGGUCGCUCCAGAACGCCGAGGGCUGGUCGGCCCUACAAGAAGCCGUCUGCACGCGCGAGGACGCCAUCGCCACCGUCAUCGCGCGCCACUACCAGCCGCUGGCGUGGGCCAAGUGGUGCCGCCGCCUGCCGCGCGUGCUCGCGUCCGUGUCCCGCAUCCGGGACUUCUACAUGGAGAUCUCCUUCCACUUCGAGUCCUCCGUCAUCCCCUUCAUCGGCCGCAUCGCGCCGUCCGACACCUACCGCAUCUGGAAGCGCGGGGCGGCCCUCCGGGCCGACAUGACGCUUGCCGGGUUCGACGGGUUCCGCAUCCAGCGGUCUGACCAAACCUUCCUUUUCCUUGGCGACGGGGCUCGGCCGGAGGACGCUGGGGGCAAGGAGCUGCUGCCGGGGUCCCUCAUAGUCCUCUCUCACAAAGACAAAGAGAUCACAGACGCGCUGGAAGGAGCAGGAGUGCAGCCCACGGAAUCAGAAGUCGCUCACGAGGUGGCGCUCAUGUCGAAAACCAACAUGUACCGGCCCGGGAUAGACGUCACGCAGGCGGACCUCGUGCCGCACGUCAACUGGCGCCGCCAGGAGAGGACCGAGGCCGUGGGCCAGUGGAAAGCCAAGGUCUACGACAUGCUCAACGUCCUCGUCACCGUCAAGUCCAGACGGGUCCCCGGGGCGAUGACCGACGAGGAGCUCUUUGCCAUGGAGGGCGAGGAGAAGAACGGGGGGAGGAGCGCCGAGCUUGAGACCGAGCUCGACGAUGUGUUGACGGCCGAGGAGAGGAAGCAGCUUGAUUCCGCGCUGAGGGGCAACAACCACGACGAGGAGCACGAGGAAGCGGCUGAUCAUCAUUCGGAUGCGAAUGGCGGGGCGAAGGACAAGAAGGGCUGGUUUUGGGGCGGCAAGAAAGGCGGCGGCAAGAGCGACGAGAAGCCACCCAAGGCAGCGAGUAAGGAUGAGUCGAGCGAUCCAGGGAAGGGGAAGGAGAAGGGCAGCGGCAAGAAGAAGAAGGGCGUCUCUUCUGGGGACCCUAAUAAGCUUGAAAGUGAGUACAAGAAGGGGUUAAGACCAGUGUUGUGGCUCACGCCGGAUUUCCCUUUGAAGACGGAUGAGCUCAUUCCGUUGCUUGAUGUAUUAGCAAACAAAGUUAAAGCUGUCAGGAGGCUUAGGGAGCUCUUGACAACCAAGCUGCCCACUGGCACAUUUCCCGUCAAGAUUGCUAUCCCUAUUGUCCCAACAAUACGGGUCAUCGUGACAUUCACAAAGUUUGAAGAACUUCAGCCUUUAGAUGAGUUUGCCACCCCACCUACGAGCCCUACACAAUUCCAGGAUGCCAAGUCCAAAGAUUCGGAAGGAUCAGCCUCAUGGUAUUCGUGGGUUAGAGGGGGGCGCGGUGCACAGUCUAGUGACAGCGGCGAUAGCAAGAAUUUUAAAGAUGAGGUCGAUCCAUUCCACAUACCUUCUGAAUACACCUGGGUCGAUGCCAACGAGAAGAAACGGAGGAUGAAGGCAAAGAAAGCCAAGAACAGGCGGGGUGCUGCUCGGAAACAGUCAUCGAAAAGCACUUCCUCAGAAGGGGGCCAACGACCUAUGAUGGACGGCUUUGAGUAGAACACUCUCGUGGCAUUAAGUUGCCCCUGCGUCCAUACAAAGUUUAGGUGUCGAUGAUAGCUGCCCACCUGGCACAGAUCGACAACGUGCCAGGUGAACACAUGUGGUUCGGUGAUCGAUUCCGAGCCGAAUCUCCUAGAGGGAGUACAGGAUGGAUUAUACCCUGCUAGUCUGUAAUUCAAUUCUAUUUUUGUCCCAGCCCCUUUUCUUCAUGUAUGUUUGAUGAUGAUGAUGAUGAUACGGCCUUGCUGUUGUUUAAAAGAUGUGUCUGACAGGUUUAGGGUUCUAGUGAAUACAAUAUGCAGUCAUUUUUCAUACAACGUGAAUGCUCGAUACUCGUGGUUCCUUCAAAUGUAUCAUUGUUUUUUU